Molecule: messenger RNA, 2310 nt
Organism: Tetrahymena thermophila SB210
Lineage: Eukaryota; Ciliophora; Oligohymenophorea; Hymenostomatida; Tetrahymenidae
Product: zinc knuckle protein, putative
Exons: 1
Biological process (GO): reciprocal meiotic recombination
Cellular component (GO): nucleus
Molecular function (GO): double-stranded DNA binding
Source: RefSeq, a predicted model, not a curated record
AUGAAGAAAUUAAAUAAUUUAUUUUCCCCUUUAAAAAACUUAGACAUAUAUGGAGUACCGAUCAGAGUCAAUUUCUAAAAUAAAGAAAUUUACAAAACAGGAUUCGGAGCUACGAUUUCUUUGAUAGUUUUCACAAUAUUUGGAUUUUCUUGCUAUUUUUUUAGCUGCGAAUUAUAUUAAAGGAAUAACCCUAUUGUAGUAACAAGUGAAUAAUAUGUUAAAACCCCUCAAAGAAUGGAUAUCGAUAAAAUUUAGUAAGUAAUAGUUAUGGGUUUUAAUGAUAUUAAUGGCUAGGCAGUCUAUGACCCAUCUGUAAUAUAAGCAAAGGCAACAAUUUAUAAUAUGAAGAGAGUUUUUAAUGAGACAACUCAAUAAUAUGAAAAUAAUAUUUAGAAGAAUAUACUUAGGCUAAGGCCAUGCAAUACAUAAGACAUAAAAGUUGAUAAAGUAAAAUAAUAUUUUAACUAAAUUUCCCUUCCACAAUACUUCUGCUUUGAUGAUAAUUAAGAGGUAUAUCUUCAAGGAGAAUUUUUUAGUGAUAUUUAUACAAGAGUUGAUGUUUACUUCUCUUAAUGCUAAAAUUCUACUUAACCAAAUUCUUCUAUCUGCAAAACUUAAGAGUAAAUCAAUAAAAUAACAUCUAAAUUGCAUUUUCUUGUUUAUAUGAUGGAUAAGAUUGUUGAUCCUUCUAAUUUUGAUAACCCAUUUGAUUAUUAAGGUAUGAAUAUUGAGACUUAUACAUCUAUAUUUUAAAGCUAGCUGCUUACAGCUUAUUUUGAAAAUUAUUACAUCUAAUCUGAUAUAGGAAUUUUUUAGAAGUCUGUAAAUCAAAUUAGAGAUUUUUUAUAUGCUUAAUCAACUUCUAGCAAUGUAUAUGGUUAAGAUGGCUUAAUAAUCUAAUUUUCUAUGAGGCCAUACAAAUAAAAAUAGAUAAUAAUGGAGAGAAGGUAUAUGAAAUUAGUUGAUUUAGUUGCCUAAUUAGGCGGAAUAUUAAAGUUGGCCACAUUAAUAGGAUUUAUUAUAGCGUAUCCGUUUGCAAAGAUUAAUUUUAAGAAGUAAAUAAUAAAUAGUAUAUUUGAUUGCGACUUUUCAUUAAAGGAAGUAGAAAGUAAAAAUAAUAAUAAUAAUAAUUAAAAUUUAAAGUAAAUUCAAAUGGAUAAAACCAAUAAUGUUAAAAGUUAAAUGAUUGGAGGCAACAUUCAAUUUCCUUUAAUUAAAAAUAUAUAAGAGUAGGAAGAUCUUAAAAGUACAAUUUACAAUCACAAAUCUCAAAGUGACUCUGAUCAUAAUAUCAGUUCAUUCAAGAGAUAAUUUGAAAUGAAUAAAAAUGAGGUGCAAGUUAGUGAGAAUAAAGUUUAGCCAAAAUAAGAGAAUAAAAAUAUUAACACUGCAUAUAGUUUUUAGUCGAAAAAUAAAUCUGAAAUAGAUGGAAAUAAUUCAAAAGAUUAAAGUUUUUUUUCAAAAAGAAAAUCAAGUCAAUAUAAAAGGAGCAAAAAGAGUAUAUCGAUGGAAUAAAGUAAAAGAUAGACUAUUAAUAAUAGUGGUAAUUAGAAUCUGUAAGACUCUGAAGUUAAAUUAUCUAUUUUAGAUAGAUUUAAAAGAAUAUUUAAUCCAAAUAAAUAAAAAAUAAAUUUUGGCUGUUUGGAGUAUUUUUAAUACUUUGUGACAUUAGCAAGCUCGAACUAUCUCAAACUAAAGAAAAUUUUCGUUUUGAAAGGUUAUGAAUAGGUGUAAAAGAAUUUAGAUAUUUAAUAUAUCCUUUAAAAGCUGUAAGAAAUUGAAAAACUUAAGUCAAUCCUACUUAACGAUGAUUAAAUCAAAUUAUUUGAGUUAUUGCCUCGUCCAGUCUUAAAAAGCGGAAAUUUUAGCAAAUCAACUUUAAAAUAAAAUUAACUUUCUAAAAAUUACAAUAUCAGUCAAGAAGAAAAAGUAAAUAAAGCAUACGAAAGUUUAAUUAACAUUUUGAAUUAAAAAAAGAAGACGUAAAGAGACCAUUAACUUAUUCAACUUUUAGAUGAUUAAAUGUAUCAAACAUUAAAAAGUAUGGGUCUUUUGUCUACGAAUAUACACAACCUAUAAUUAAAUUAAUCAAAUCAUAAACCUAACAAAAAAAAUAAUAAAUUUUAAAAUGAUUACGUGAAAGAAGAUUCUAAUUCUUUUGUAAACUAUAAUAAUAUAGAUAGUGAUUUAAAAGAAGUAAUAAUAAAUACCUUGAUGAAAUCUGAUGUCCCGGACGAAACACAAAUUACCAAUACAUUGUAUUUUAAUGAGUAAAGGUAUGUAAAUAAAAACUCUUUGAAUUUAUUCUGA